This is a messenger RNA of Poeciliopsis prolifica (blackstripe livebearer), 4712 nucleotides long. It is a transcript of the gene radil2b, whose product is annotated as Ras association and DIL domains 2b. The transcript has 18 exons. Gene Ontology annotation, molecular function: GTPase binding. The record is from RefSeq and is a predicted model, not a curated record. Gene Ontology annotation, biological process: signal transduction; substrate adhesion-dependent cell spreading; neural crest cell migration. Lineage: Eukaryota; Metazoa; Chordata; Actinopteri; Cyprinodontiformes; Poeciliidae. Bases 164 to 3916 code for a protein of 1250 amino acids. Gene Ontology annotation, cellular component: microtubule.
GCCGCGGCUCUCCUGGAGGGAACAUCCCCCGAAUGAAGCGCGGCGUCCCGCGUCGCAGAGCCACAUCUGCAGGGGGUUUCAGCUGAGGAGGAAUCACCCAGACCAAAAAAAAAAAAAAAAAAAAAGAGAGAGAGAAAGGAAUAGAAGAAUCUUCCGCACGGGAAUGAAUGAGAUGAGAGAUUCUGCCGAGGAGUUGCGCUCCGUCCCUCCGAGACCCACUGCGAGUUUCUCCAAAGCCCCCGCAAAGAGACGGUUCGUGAGGCUGGGACGGAAGAGCAGCGAUGGCUCUCGGUCGGGAGUCUCCACCGGCAGUUGUUCCUCCACCUGCGUGUCGGCAGAGGGCGUGGCCGUCAGGGAGCCGAACAAGAGUCGCAUCCGUCGCCAAACCAACCGACUCUCCGGCGUCUUCCACCGCAGCCCGGUGCCGACCUCGGGCUCCAUGGCGCUGGCGGCGGGACUCCGGUCGUCACGGUCCGUCCAAGUCAGGAAGGGCAGCAUGUUCUCCGCGGAAGUCCUGCCGGAGGACGACCCGUCCGAGCUGUCCAAUCACAUCACGGCCCCGGGGAUCCUCAAGAUCUUCGGGAACGAGAUCUGUGAAGGGGCUCACUACAAGAGCGUCCUGGCCACCACACACUCCAGCGCCGGGGAGCUUGUCAAGGAGGCCCUGGAUCGGUACGGCCUGAGGAAGGAGGAGUCCGAGUCCUACGUCCUCUGCGACACCAUCGGCUCCAUCGACAGCCACCGGUGGAGGACGGAGGGGUUCAGGGUCGUGGGCGACCACGAGAAACCUCUCCUCCUGCAGUCACUAUGGAAACCCAGGGAGGGCCUGGCGAGACGUUUCGAAAUCCAGCGGAAAAGUUCGAUAGAGGAGAUGACGUCGAAGGAGAGGGACACCGUCACUGCUGGUAUCAACGCCCAGGCCCGGAAGCUGCAGAAGAGUCGCUCCAGGGUCACCUCCACCCUUGUGGAGAAGACUCUGGGUCGCAAUCAGAAACUCUGGAGGAGCAAAAGCGAGAUGGAUCUCCUGGACGGCGGGGACGAAAGCGGCGGGGAACUCGACGCGCGAGCCAAGGGUCUUCGCGAGAGCCUCGGCCGCUCUUCGCUCCACAGCCAGGACUCCCUGGAAAACGGCUCCCGACUGAUUGGCAUUCGCAGCGCGGAGGGGGACGGAGGGACAGCGUGUAAGACAGAGAACCUCUGUCCACCGAGGCCGAGGGGCGAGCGAGAGGGAGAGGAGUCGGAGAGGGAGGAGACGGAGAGCAGCGACGAUAACACCACACAGUACUCCAUUCACCCUCCACACGACUGUCCGUACCUGCUGCUGCUGCAGGGCUGCAGCCUCACGCAGGACUUUAUCAUCUACUUGCUAGCCGCACCACACAUUGUUAUCGGCCGAUGCGAUGAUUGCGAAGACAGGCCAAGUGUUGACGUCUUCCUCUUUGCUGAUGACAUCCUUCCGAGCCACUGCUCCCUCCACCGCCACGGCGCUGGUAGCCCCAUCACGCUCUCGCCUUGCAAAGACGCCGCCGUCUCGAGGAACGGUGAAGUCGUGAAAUCUGACGUACGGCUGAGCUCCGGUGACGUCAUCGGACUGGGAAAGCAUUACCUGUUUCUUUUCAGGGAUCCCCUAGCUUCAAUGAACAAGGAAGCAAGCGAUGCCUCUCUUCAACCGAUGUCGUCAUCUGCUGCUCCAUGGAUAACGUGUCUCUGCCCUCCUGCGGUGACAACCAUCCAGAGUACAGCAAUGGUCCACUGCAUCAACUGCAUCCCAAACUGCACGGACUUCCAAGGUUCCUCCUGCAAGCGGUCUCCCAACAAAGGCCCUCCCUUUCUAACGUCACCCAGAGGCCACAUCCUGACUUUGAGCUAUAGGGUUGAGGAUGAAGAGCGCGUCGUCAAAGAGAUCUUUGCUAUGAACAGCAGCAGCAGCAGCAGCACUGACAGAGCCCCACUGACUGUCUCCUUUCAGCUGAGUCUGUGUCUCCAGUACGCAACAGCUUACCUUCACACUUCAGACCUACGGCGGCUCCUGCUGCUGAGCGCGAGUGAAGUCCAGAGAGCCACGUGGGAUUGCACCACGAAGCUAGCGGCGGUUUAUCCUGAAGAUGAGGGUUCAAGCCCGGAAGAACACAAAGUACGCAGCCUAUGUGAUGUAAUUUCGGGUCUGCGCCCCCUGGUGGUGUGGAUGGCCAACACCCUGGAGCUGCUGCAGUUCAUUCAACAUCAGCUGCCUCUUAUUCUGGAGUGGAGAAACUGUAAGGAGAAGGAGCAGAGGGAGGACAGAGACUGGGACGACGCUGAAGGCAAAGAAGUGGAGAACUUAGCGAUGUUGGAGAUUCGCCUGUCCUGCAUUCGUUCAGCCAGCGAGGAGACGACGGCCGUCCUGGAGGAAGUCAUCUUGCUGGCCUUUCAGCAGUGCGUCUACUACAUAACCAAGUUCCUAUACACAGUCCUUCCGAGUCUCCUGGACUGCAAUCCUUUCAGGGAGAGUGCCGGAGACUGUGGCCGGGGCCUGGGUGGCGGCGGGAUGCACGUCCCCUGGGAGAUCAGUCAGGUGGUGGAGGUUCUGAACGAGAGCUGGAGGCUGCUUUUAGACUAUCAGGUCCACCCAGAGGUUUCCGCUCAGCUCAUUGGCUACCUCUUCUACUUCAUAAAUGCAUCGCUUUUCAACUCACUCAUGGAGAGAGGCUCAGAACCAGGCUUCUACCAGUGGUCCAGAGGAGUGCGAAUGCGGGCCAAUCUUGACCUGGUUCUGGACUGGGCCCACGCGGCUGGACUUGGAGAACUGGCCUUGGAGCACACACACACUCUCUCGUCAGCUAUCAACCUGCUGGCGACACCAAGAAAGAAUUUACUGCAGACGCCGUGGGUGUCCUUGCGCUCCGACUACCCCGCCCUGAGUCCGGCCCAGCUGCACCACCUGCUGAGCCUGUACAGCCCGGCCUCACCCUGCGCCCAAACGUGGGCUCCCUCUGUACAGGAUCGAGCGGCAGCCCACAGGACAGCUGAUAUCCUGGAGAGUUUUGACACCCACCAUCCACUGGAGCUUCCAGAUGAAGGUUACCAGCUCCAGCUCAGACGCCCAGUUGGAGACCCGGCUCUGUGGACACAGCUGCAAAAGCUCAAGGAGUUUAUCGGCCUGCUGUCUGAUUCCCGGAUGAACGAUGCCAACGCCAAGAAGCACCAGGUUGGUGCCGCUCAGACGGACACUGCUCAAGUGGUCAACGACAUCCUCCAAAAUGUCGGCUUAGAAGCCUGUGAUUCAUCACCGGAUGACCUGAUUCUACCUCCAUCACCAUCGGGUCUUAACUGGGAUGAGCUCAGCGCCGGCGUUGCACGUAUUGUAGCUGAAAAACUAACAACUCUGGAGCUGACAGAACCCAGUGAGGUGCAGCGGUCUGCUCCGGACCCCCCCGGCCUCCUCAUCCGACCUAAAACAGGAACCUUGAUGAAUCCUAACAGCCAAACAGUGGAAUGCGAAGGUGGCUUAGUGUCUGAGUGCCUGGCCGCGCUGAAUGCGGACCAUUUACAAUCGGACCGCAGCACCGGGAAAAGACUUGUGGAGCUAAAAGAGGAGGAAGAAGAGGCCGGGGAAGAGGAAGUGGAGGGCAACGAUGAGGUUUUCAGUUUGGAGCUGGAGCGAGGCGAAACGGGACUCGGCCUCGCUCUGGUGGAUACGAGGAACACGUCCAUGAAGGUGAAGGGCGUCUUUAUCCGCGCAGUCGUGCCAGACUCUCCCGCCGCCAAGUGUGAGAAGCUGGAGCCCGGAGACAGGAUCCUGGCUGUCAACGGAGUCAGUCUGCUCGGAUUGGAUUACGAGAGCGGAAAGGAGCUGAUCCAGUCAUCAGGCGCCAGACUGAGGUUGCUGGUGGCAAGAUCGCACUUCAUGGCUGCAGCCUUACAGAAUGAAUGCUGACUCUGCAGUUACUGAGGGACUACUGAACCACAAUCUGCUCUGCACGAGACUGCCAGAGCCUGUUGAACACGAUGGACUAUGAAGAUGAACUGUGGUUUCAGAUGCUCAUAAGCAGCUUAUGAGUUAGAAAAAUUACUGUAAUAAUUUUUGUUGUCUUUGAGUGAUACUGGAUUUUGUUUCAAGUAGCGGAGAAUUUGCUUCGAAAGUUUGAAAAUUUGUUCAGACUGACUCCAGGCAAGAACACAGCACCCUUUUACAGAUGUCUGAAAAGCCUUAAAGGGGCAGUGUUAUGGAUCUGCUAGGCACAUAGUGCCAUUUUACAGAACAAUCAGGUGACUAUGUUACCUUCAGUUGUUAUAAAAAUGCAAUAAAUAUCAAAUAUGAAGAAAAAGAAUUUUGACUUUGUAAUUUAACGCCUUGAAAUUAGGCUUCUGUCUCUUUAAAAAUGUCUUCUUUCUGCCUUCAGAAAGUCUUAACAACCUUGCUCUUCUAUUAAUUUUUUUUUUUUUACCAGGAUUGCACUUAGAAGUACCUCCUAUAAUGAGCUCAUCAGAUACUCAGUGGUUGCUAAUUGCUGCUGGCUAGUCUGAAGAAGCAGGGCGGAGGAGUUGUAGGGGAGGGCUGCUCUGUGAGCCAGAAACUGCAGCUCCAUUGAACCUUUAGCAGAGCAUCACUAAUCAAAGGUUUCUGGAAAUUGGUUGACUGAAAUAUAUAAAGCACGAAUCAAAACUCCAAAACAGUGAAGAGAAACCGAACUUUUAAGAAAACCAUUUUUUUCUAAUGUAAAUUUUUCUCU